UUCCCUUGACUCAAGUGUGUCGGUGAUCCAUGGUCUGAGGGCUUAUUGCUUGCUGCACAGUGUUCAGUCUGUCUGUCCAUAACGAAAUGGCGUUACUCUACAAAUCAGCUGCAACACUCCUGAGGUCGUCAAAGUUGGCGCCUUUGACAGCAGCAAUAACGCGACAGUAUUCAGCCGGUUCUGGCCAGUUCCAGUACAUCCUGGUGGAGAAGCGUGGGGAGCAGCAGAAUGUGGGCUUCAUCCAGCUGAACCGGCCCAAGGCCCUGAACGCGCUGUGCGACGGCCUGAUGCUGGAGGUGGGGCGGGCGCUCGACACCUUCGAGGCCGACCCCCAGGUGGGCGCCAUCGUCAUCACAGGAAGCGAUCGAGCGUUCGCAGCGGGUGCUGACAUUAAGGAGAUGCAGAACCGGACGUUCCAGGAGUGCUACGGGGGGAACUUCCUCGCCCACUGGAACAAGGUGUCUCUGGUCAAAAAGCCCGUCAUCGCCGCAGUCAACGGAUUUGCACUCGGCGGUGGAUGUGAGUUUGCCAUGAUGUGUGACAUCAUAUACGCCGGGGAGAAGGCUCAGUUCGGCCAGCCAGAGAUCCUCCUGGGGACCAUCCCAGGUGCGGGCGGCACUCAGAGAGGCUGACGGGAAGCCAUGAGAGAUGGGGGGAAGUCCCUCCAGAUGAGCAGGCAGGUAUCACCAGACCAGGAUGAUCCCAGAGAUGCCAAGCAGGCAGGUCUUGUGAGUAGAGUGUUCCCCGUGGACCAGCUUGUCUCGGAGGCCAUCAAGACUGGCGAGAAGAUCGCUGGCAACUCCAAGCUGGUGUCCGCCAUGGCCAAGGAGGCCGUCAACGCAGCGUUCGAGUUGACGUUGGCCGAAGGGAACCGUCUGGAGAAGAGGUUGUUCCACGCCACCUUCGCCACGGAGGACAGAAGAGAGGGGAUGACCGCGUUCGUUGAAAAGAGGAAAGCCGACUUCCAAGAUAAGUAACCGAAGUCGAGUGGAGACGCUGGACUGUCUUAGGAUGGAUGGUUUUCCUUCUACAGUUCCUGCUAUCGGCUGGAGCCUGCGAUGAGAAGUGUGAUGCCUUACUGCGGCUUCCUGCCUGACUAACUAACGAGGUGGCCCGACUGGACAAGCUGUCAGAGUCUCCGUAACACACUUUUGCUGGGAAAUCGCAGGCGCACGCACACACACACACACACACACACACACACACUUCUGAUCACCACUGUUCUCUUUGCCUUCUCUGAAUCUAUCAUGAUUUUAAUACAUUUUCCCCAGAUAUGUUUUUGUCUCAAGAUUUUUUUUGCUGAAUAAAAAUGUAAGUUGUGUUA
This is a messenger RNA of Alosa alosa (allis shad), 1324 nucleotides long. RefSeq names its product enoyl CoA hydratase, short chain, 1, mitochondrial (gene echs1). The record is from RefSeq and is a predicted model, not a curated record. Gene Ontology annotation, molecular function: enoyl-CoA hydratase activity. Gene Ontology annotation, cellular component: mitochondrion. The transcript is spliced from 9 exons. NCBI's taxonomy places the organism in Eukaryota, Metazoa, Chordata, Actinopteri, Clupeiformes, Clupeidae. Gene Ontology annotation, biological process: fatty acid beta-oxidation.